GAUUAACUGUGGUCCUGGCACUGGCCACUCUCACAUCUGCAUUUGGCUCAUCCUUCCAGUAUGGAUAUAAUGUGGCCGUCAUCAACUCUCCAGCACCAGUAACCUUGCAAGAAACACAUACGUGUAAUGCGCAUAUACAUACACUUUUGUGCUGAUGCUGAUUUUUGUCACGUUUUGCUCCUGCUUCAGUUCAUGCAGCACUUUUACAAUGUCACCUUCACUGAGCGACAUGCGACGCCCAUGGGGGAGAACCAGCUGACUUUGCUGUGGUCUCUGUCUGUGUCCAUGUACCCCCUGGGAGGCUUCUUUGGCUCUCUCAUGGUGGCCCCUCUGGUCAACAAACUGGGAAGAAAGGGCACUCUCCUUUUCAACAACAUCUUCUCCAUUGUGCCUGCGUUGAUGAUGGGAUUCAGUGAGCUGGCAAAGUCCUAUGAGAUCAUUAUCGUGGCUAGGUUCAUAGUGGGCAUCUGCGCAGGUCUUUCAUCCAACGUGGUGCCAAUGUACUUGGGUGAACUUUCACCCAAAAACCUGAGAGGUGCCAUUGGCAUCGUACCGCAGCUCUUUAUCACUAUUGGCAUCCUCAGUGCUCAAAUCCUGGGAAUCAGAAACAUAUUGGGCAACAGCUCAGGUUGGACCCUCCUGCUGGGUGUUACUGGCAUUCCUGCUUUGAUUGAGCUCCUGCUGCUUCCAUUUUUCCCAGAGAGCCCCAGGUACACGCUCAUCCAGAGGGGCGACGAGAUGACCGCAAAGAAAGCGUUGCAGAGCCUGCGCGGCAGGGAGGACGUGACUGAAGAGCUUUCGGAGAUGCAUCUGGAGGACCGGUCGGAGAGGGCAGAGGGUCGCUUGUCCGUGCUGUCCCUGCUGUCCCAGCGGUCUCUUCGCUGGCAGCUGGUCUCCAUCAUCCUUAUGAACAUGGGGCAGCAGCUGUCGGGGGUGAAUGCGAUCUACUACUAUGCAGACAGCAUAUAUGCCACCGCAGGGGUCGCGCAGAAUGACAUCCAAUACGUCACAGUAGGAACGGGUGCCGUUAAUGUCUUCAUGACCGUAGCAGCUGUUUUCAUCGUAGAAGCCUCAGGACGGCGCCUCCUCCUCCUCAUUGGCUUCGGGAUUUGCUGUGGUGCGUGUAUCCUGCUCACUGUUGCUCUCGACUUCCAGAAAAGUGUGACAUGGAUGCCCUACAUCAGCAUCACGUGUGUCAUCAUCUACAUCACCGGACAUGCUAUCGGACCCAGUCCCAUCCCUUAUGUGGUGACCACUGAGAUGUUCCGGUAUUCGGCCAGGCCUGCUGCCUUCAUGGUGGCGGGCUCUGUCCACUGGCUCUCCAACUUCACCGUUGGCCUCCUAUUCCCCUUUAUGGAGUUGAACUGGUGGCAAGCCCUCAGAUGCGUGCGGGACCGGUACGGGAUGCCGGUAGUUGCUCGCUGAGGCUCCGCCGACCGAUCGUGGCUAGGAAAAGCGAUCGAAGCCGCAUGGCCGGUUUCUUCGAUGGAAAACGCAGCCGGCUUGCUUGGGGCGGGCGUUCGCGCCCGUGGUGGCCCCCGGAGACGCCCGAGGACAAUGGAAACAAAAAAAGGGGGAGGGGGUUGGCAGAAGGCCACCCCGGCCGGCCUUCUGCCAGCAAGACAAGAGGCGAGAGAAAAAAGACUAGAAGGAGAAGGUGUGAGUUAAGAGUUAAAUACCCCAGAGGAGGGGCGUGGGCGAGAGGGAUUGCCAACUCGGAGAAGACCACACCCAUCAGCCUGAAACUUGUCUACAAAUUUGAUCAAAUGGGUUUAAAAUCGUAUUAAUCUAAAACACUCCCAACUUUGUACUCUCGCGCAUAGAAUCGUUGUUUAAACUUUGUUCGUGGCAGAUCGGUUGCUUAUUGUUCAAUACAACAUUUCGCACUGUUUGAUUUCAAAUCACGAGGAACAGCUUUCAAAAUCUUGACACAGACACCACGGCAUGCAUUUGGAAUAUUUCUACAGCGUUUGUAAGAUAUCAAAACGGACAUUUUAUUUGACGAUAUUUGUUUGACACUGUCAUUGUUUUACUAGUUUUUAAUCAAAUGAUUCCGAUCUCUGAUGUUACUGGACAAUUUGGAGUAAAGGUGAUCUUUUGAAUCAUUCCGAAGGAUUCUUGUAAGGGUGAUGAUUGUUCAAAUUCAGUACAUAUGCUUCCAUUAUGCAAAAAAAAAUAAAUAAAUAAAUAAAUAAAAUCAUAUAUUUUUCUCUCUCGUUGCUUAUGUGUGGAAUAAUAAAUUGUGGGUUGCUCCAUUAUGGUCACUCAGUGCUUACAAAAAUGUAUUGCACAUAAAGAGACCAUCCGGCAUCAUGACUUUGAGGACUUUUUCAAUUUCAGUGAGCUGUCAGAUUUGAGCAUUUUAAACGGGAAUGUGCGAUUUCAAACUGAGUUAAUCUAUUGAGACAUUCUGUGCACUUUCACUUCCUUUUGUAUCGUUAUGUACUGUAGUAGCAUUUUAAAAGCAUCAAGAACAGAUG
Messenger RNA from Phyllopteryx taeniolatus (common seadragon), 2480 nucleotides. Its product is annotated as solute carrier family 2, facilitated glucose transporter member 5-like. Gene Ontology annotation, cellular component: membrane. The record is from RefSeq and is a predicted model, not a curated record. Gene Ontology annotation, biological process: monosaccharide transmembrane transport. NCBI's taxonomy places the organism in Eukaryota, Metazoa, Chordata, Actinopteri, Syngnathiformes, Syngnathidae. The coding region runs from base 127 to 1425 and encodes 432 amino acids. Gene Ontology annotation, molecular function: hexose transmembrane transporter activity. The transcript has 10 exons.